CGCGUGUGGGUAUACGAUGCAGAAGGAAGUUGGGCCAUCGAUGAGUUUCACAGAUCGUUGGUGUUAAAAGGUGCUGGGGUAUGCGUGCAGCUCUUCAUACCAAGAAUAACAAGCAAAUCCAACCAAGACAGAGAGAGCAAGGUCCAGGGAGGCACUACAGUGCGCGUCCCCCACAUCAAGGAAGAAGAUGAACCUCUGUUCCUACACAAAGAAACGGUUCACGAUUGGGCAUUUUUAUUGCCUCGUAGUUCUCGCUGCGAUUCUAGGCAUGGCUACAUACUAUGUACGUUUUCAGGUGGAACCAAGGUAUUCAGUUCAAUCAUUUUAUUGCUGGGACCGACCUGUUCCACAGGUAACUGUAGAAGAGCACGAAGACACGUUCGUGCCGAACAUCGUGCAUUUUAUAAGACUGGGCGAUGCCCCGUUGUCUUUUAUCGAAGUCGUAAGCAUCCGAGCAGCCUGGCUCCAGCAGAAACCGGACUCUCUGAUGAUUCACUGCAACAACUGCAGCGCGACCACAGGAAGCGAGAACUGGAAGCACAUCAAGGACAUACCGCGACUAACACUCAGCUACGUCGAGAAACCGGAGACAAUAUUUGGCAUCGAGAUCAGCUGUAUCCAGCAUGCCUCCGACGUCGUUCGCAUCAGGGUGCUGAGGAAGUACGGAGGCAUCUACCUCGAUAGUGAUUCCUACAUCGUGAAGAGUCUGGACAAGUACAGGCGCUAUGAAGCGGCUAUAGGGUGGCCACCACGCCAGAACAUCGGCAACCAGGUAAUCGUGGCCCAUAAACGAUCCGAGUUUUUGCGUCUGUACUGCGAGUCGUAUCGCAAGUAUCGGCCUGACCUUUGGUAUUACAACGGCGGUGAGCUACCAACGAAAGAGAUACUCAGCAAGAAGCCCCACCUUGUCUACAGAGUUCCUUGCGACUUUGGAGUGCACGAACACAUCGUCAUAACUUUGUUUGAAGAGUCCAACGACGACUGGAGGAACUUCAGUGCCGUGCACGUAUUCUUCAGGCACAGGACUUACUACUUUCCCUCUGACAAAUUCGGACCAAUCAACUUCGAGACGGUAGGACGGUACAAAGCGAAUUUCGGAAAGAUGGCGCGCCUCGUACUCACAGGCUCGACAAAGUUGGGUGGAUCGACGGUGAAGAACAUAUCGUUACUGAGUGCGGAAAAUUUGGAUUAUUCUGAUGGAUGCGGAUACUUAUGUCACCUAAUGUCUGUAUUGACAUCAUGAUAAAAAAUUAACAAUAUAUCCACACACGUCGGACUUAGAGAACGACUUAGCCAUCGUUUCGCCUACUUACAUAUUCGCGUUUCUUUAUUGAAAUAAAAAUAAGUGAAGGACUCGUCGCGAUUUCUUGUCGACAGCUACACAUCUUCACUUGGU
This is a messenger RNA of Rhipicephalus sanguineus (brown dog tick), 1396 nucleotides long. RefSeq lists its product as uncharacterized. The record is from RefSeq and is a predicted model, not a curated record. Bases 188 to 1243 code for a protein of 351 amino acids. Lineage: Eukaryota; Metazoa; Arthropoda; Arachnida; Ixodida; Ixodidae. The transcript has 2 exons.